AUGUCCGACAUGCCAUACGAAACCCGACUGUUUGAAACCAGAGAAUCCGUCAUGUUCCCCAUCAUGUCUUCCUUACCCACUUGGAAGCACCAGGAAAACAUAACCGCUCCUGAUCAUUUCAACAUGUCAACAGCGAGCCACAGUGACUCUUCCUUUACUCUUUCAGGGGAAAUGUAUAACAACGAGCUUUACGAUGACUCAAGCGCGUCCUGGAAUAUGGAUAUUGAUAUGCUUGCGUGCAACACCUCCAAGUAUUACGGCAAUUGGAGUCUCCGGGUUUCCCAGUCAUUAUCAUAUGAGACAAGGGGCUGGAGCGACUUUGUUCUACCGAAUAUGACGGUGGAUUUCAACACCCAUGCGGCAAAUCUGACCAUGGACGGGGAUUUCGCUGCCGCUCCAUACUUGCGAUCAAACAACUCAGGCUAUCCGCAUAGUGGCGUGAUGUCGGGCACCACUCUUCAGGGUCCCAUUCAAAUUCGAUUCCAGGGUGUUUUAGAUGCUUAUAAUUCGGAUAUCCUUGACGUCAAUUCGACGUCUCCAGCGUGGCUGCGGACUGUUGGCUUUGGGAAUAAUUCGUUGAAUAUCGCGAAUUCAUUGAGCCAAGGAUGUCGUCUGCGAUCUGCUCUGUGGAGUGCUCUGGUUGUUCCCAUCCUUCUUGCUGUUGCUGUUCACAUGUAG
Messenger RNA from Penicillium vulpinum, 678 nucleotides. RefSeq lists its product as uncharacterized. The transcript is spliced from 2 exons. NCBI's taxonomy places the organism in Eukaryota, Fungi, Ascomycota, Eurotiomycetes, Eurotiales, Aspergillaceae. The record is from RefSeq and is a predicted model, not a curated record. The coding region runs from base 1 to 678 and encodes 225 amino acids.